AAAUUACUGCUAGGAAUAGUUAUGCGAUGGCAAAUUAAGCAGCAGGCUAUCUCAACAAGAUGAUGUGCUCUGCCUAGUUCCUUAUCUUUCUCUCCCAUCUCUUGGUGCCGCCGAAACCUGGUUAUGUGAUUCUGUCUCUCAAUCUUCCAUUCCAUUCCUUUCCUUGGUAUUACCUCCCCUAAUUCCAUAUACCCAAGCUCUGCUUCCACUAUAUCUCCAACCUACCAAAGACCUCCCAACCACUCUCUAGAUCACAUGCACACCAUAAUCUUCCUCCCUGCCUUCCUAGAUUCUUCCAGCUGCUGGAACACCAACCCCAACCGGCGGCAGCCUGCAGGAAUGCAUAUUAAUUUAUUCUUCCACCAACCUAAUUAUAAAUUCAGUCAAGUUGUUGUUCACACACAAGAGCGAGUAUAUAUCCUAGCUACGGUUUGCUGAUCGGAGAUAUACUCUUGCACCAUAUAUCUUCGAAUAUACUCCAUAUACAUCUCGGCUGAUGCAUGCUUAAUUCCUGAUCUGUUUCAAUUUGCAGCUGCAGCAACUAGCCAGUAAUCACUACUACUCCCUCACCUCACUCCUCUGGUCGUCAGUCGGAGCAAUGGCCACGGCCACUGGAGCAGGAGGUGGAGGAGGAGGCUUUGGUGAAGGAGACGGCCAUUUUUGGCCCAACAAGCCGAUGUCCAUGUCAGAGGGGGCGCAGCCGGAGCCGGCCAGAUUUGGUGAAGGGACAGGAGGCGGCGGAGGAGGAGGCGGUGGUGAAGGAGACCCCCAAGGUUGGCUGAACGUGCCGCUGUUGAUGUCGGAGACGACGGAAAGGACGCUGGCCCCGCAGCCGGCGCUCAAAUGCCCUCGCUGCGACUCCACCAACACCAAGUUCUGCUACUUCAACAACUACUCCCUCACGCAGCCCCGCCACUUCUGCCACGCCUGCCGCCGCUACUGGACACGCGGCGGAGCUCUGCGUCGCGCCAAGCGCAGAACAAAGCCCAAAGCUGCCAUAGAAGCAGCGGGAGUGAUGUCGUUGGCCAGGUCAAUGGCACCCAACAGCGCCACCGCGGCCAUGCCUGCAGGGAUGCACGACUACUCCGCGCCAUGUUCGUCGCCAACAUCUUCUGAAAUCUCCCUGGAAUAAUCUCCAACGGUGGGUGGCUGAGGGGGCGGCGGGGGAGACUGUCGAGGAGCAUUGCACGGGGGUCGUUAUAUAUGUUACACUUUUUUUUUUCUGUCGAUUCAUUUUAGGUUUUUUUUUUCCGUCUGGAUACAAAUAGGCAUGAUGCCACUUCAAACUGCAAAUAAACAGUUAGUUCAUAAACAAAUUUCCCAAGCACGUACCCCUUCUGACCAGGAUAUAACUGCUGACCGAUCACUGUUUGCUAAAGGAUACAUUAGGUUUCGUGCUCAGUUAAGCUAAAGGCUCACUACUCACUUGAUUA
Messenger RNA from Lolium perenne, 1433 nucleotides. The record is from RefSeq and is a predicted model, not a curated record. Lineage: Eukaryota; Viridiplantae; Streptophyta; Magnoliopsida; Poales; Poaceae.